AUGUUGAGCAUACUCCCUGCUAGGUACCCCCUGCCCUCAAUCCAAGACCUUGCCAUUCGUGCCUUUGGCAAUUCCGGGGAUGCUUUCAACACGCGCCAGCACGACCCCGCCCUUGCGCGUCUUGAUGACCUGAUAGAGUGCCUGGACAUUGCCGACUUUGCCAAAUGGGCAAGCAAUGUUCAAAAGGCAUUUACAAAGCCAAUUCCACCCUCCUCCUCCUCUUCACCACCCCUUGCUCUUCUAAGUACACUCUUCCCGCACACAUCCAAGGAUGUGCGGACCACCUCCUUUUGUCUGUAUGCGCGGUACCUUGGAGCCUUUUCUUUAAAGCAACUCCUCAACUUUGUCCACCAAUCCAAGUCUUUAUACCCCUGCUCCACUGCUCACGGCCGCUUCUUGGUGCUGGAGGAUGACAAUGCUCAGCAUGGGGGUGCAAGCCUGCACCACCUCUUUCAUGUUGGCCUGACCACCAGCAGCACAGCAGAGACUUGGGCCCACAACAACCUGCAGAUUGUGAGCACGCACGCACGCACAUGCGGGCGCGCACAACUCCAGCUCUCACACUCUCUGCCUCCCACAGGCUCAGGACAAGAGGCAAGCACCAAGCUUGCUCGGCAGGCUCUUGCAGACUGGCAAGGCCAGCAUUUGA
Messenger RNA from Ceraceosorus bombacis, 649 nucleotides. The record is from the annotation of a GenBank genome assembly. Lineage: Eukaryota; Fungi; Basidiomycota; Exobasidiomycetes; Ceraceosorales; Ceraceosoraceae.